Molecule: messenger RNA, 1239 nt
Organism: Colletotrichum siamense
Lineage: Eukaryota; Fungi; Ascomycota; Sordariomycetes; Glomerellales; Glomerellaceae
Gene: ncs1
Product: Calcium-binding protein NCS-1
Exons: 6
Coding region: 1-1239 (412 amino acids)
Cellular component (GO): intracellular membrane-bounded organelle; cytosol; membrane
Molecular function (GO): calcium ion binding
Source: RefSeq, a predicted model, not a curated record
AUGACUGGCCAAAAGCCAUGGGCCGAUGGGCCCUUUGCCCUCAUCAGCAGUGCUCGUGUAGGAUCUCAGAAAGGUGUGAAGACCACCGGAGCCAGGCGCAUGGCCGAAGACAUGAUCAUUAUCCACAACAUGAUCAUCCGCAUCAUCAACACGGUCUACCUGCAGUGCAUCAACGUAGAGAAGUCGCCGAACGACGUCCAGGACUUUGUUUCGUACGCCAUAGAGUGGGCAAAGAUGGUGGAGGAACACCAUCACACUGAGGAGAGGGAUGUGUUCCCGGCAAUCGAGAAGAUGGCAGAAGCACCGGGGCUCAUGGAAACCAACAUCGCCCAACAUGAGGCCUUCACUGGCGGAUUGCAUGAGUACCUGAGCUAUUUGGAGAAAGUGCAAAAGGGGGAAGGGGAGGGCGAGGAGGCGUACAGCGGAGUGAAGCUCAAGGGCAUCAUUGACUCGUUCAUGCCAGGCCUUCGGCAGCACUUGAGUGACGAAAUUGACACGUUGCUGAAGCUUGGAGAAUAUGAUGUCGAAUGGGACGAGUGGUUUGAGAGACUCAUGAAAGAGCUGCUUAGCAAGAGCAACGACCCGGCGCUUAAGACAACAACGAUCCCGCUUCUUCUCACAAACCGAGACAAGUCGUUCGAAGACGGAAUAUAUGCGUGGUGGCCAGCGCUGCCGUGCCAGUCCAAGCUUUCCCAAGAGCAGCUUGCUGAACUGCAGAAGUCGACCCAUUUCGAUAAGAAGGAGUUGCAACAAUGGUACAAGGGCUUUCUCAAGGACUGUCCGUCGGGCAUGCUCACUAAGGAGGAGUUUCAGAAGAUUUACAGACAGUUCUUCCCGUUUGGCGAUCCAAGUUCAUUUGCAGACUACGUUUUCAACGUCUUCGACAGCGACAAGUCAGGAAGCAUCGACUUCAAGGAGUUCAUUUGCGCUCUAAGCGUUACGAGCCGCGGAAAAAUGGAGGACAAACUCGACUGGGCUUUCCAGCUGUAUGAUAUCGAUGGCGACGGGAAGAUUAGCUACGACGAAAUGCUUAAGAUCGUCGAGGCGAUUUACAAGAUGGUUGGCUCCAUGGUUAAGCUUCCUGAGGACGAAGAUACCCCCGAGAAGCGGGUACGGAAGAUUUUUCGCAUGAUGGACAAGGACGAGAACGGUAGUCUCGACAUGGAAGAAUUCAAGGAGGGUAGCAAACGUGAUGAGACCAUCGUAUCCGCCCUGUCUCUGUACGAUGGCCUGGUGUAA